UGCGUUGCGUUGUGUUGCGUUGUGUUGCGUUGCGUUGGGGGAGGCCGCCUGUCAUCUCACCACCGGGGUGGGGUGACACCGGGCCCAGCGCCCAGGCAGGGACGCACGAUGGGAUCCCGCGUGUCCGUGGACGAUUCCGUGCGGGUGGUGGUGGUGGGGGCAGGUUUCGGAGGCACGGCGGCUGCCAGCCUGCUCAAGUCCUGGGCCAUCCCCUUCGUGCUGGUGGAUGGGAGAGAUGCUUUCCAUCACAACGUCGCUGCCCUCCGUGCCGCCGUGGAGAGCGGAUUUGCCAAGAAGACUUUCAUCUCCUACUCUGUCACCUUUGGGGACAGCUUCCGACAAGGCAAGGUUGUCAGCAUAGACCCCGAGAGGCAACAAGUCUUGCUCAGUGAUGGUGAGGAGCUUCACUACUCCCAUCUCAUUCUUGCAACGGGCAGUGAUGGGCCAUUCCCUGGGAAGUUCAACAAAGUCAUCGACAUGGAAAGUGCCAUCCAGGCCUACGAAGAUAUGGUUAAGGAGAUUGAGAAAUCUGAGCGCAUCCUGGUAGUGGGAGGUGGUGCUGCUGGCGUUGAGAUGGCUGCAGAGAUCAAAACGGAGUACCCAGCCAAAGAGGUCAUCCUCAUUCACUCAAAAAUUGCACUAGCGGAUGCGGAGCUGCUAGAUAGCGUCCGUCAGGAGGUGAAAAAGAUUCUCCUCAGAAAAGGAGUGCGCCUCCUAUUAAGUGAAAGGGUCAGCAACAUGCAAAACCUCACGCCAAACCGGUUCCAGAAGGACACGGUAGUAAGGACAGAAAAGGGCACCGAAGUGGUCACUGACAUGGUGAUCCUGUGCACAGGGAUAAAGAUUAACUCUUCAGCAUAUGCUGCUGCAUUUGGGGACAAAAUGGCAAGUAACGGUGCUCUGAAAGUGAACAAGCACCUCCAGCUGGAAGGCUAUGAGAACAUCUAUGCCAUUGGGGACUGUGCAGAUGUGAAGGAACCCAAGAUGGCCUACCACGCCGGGCUCCACGCCAACGUCGCUGUGACAAAUAUCAUCAACAGCCUGACACAUAAGCCUCUUAAAACCUACGAACCAGGGUCACUAACAUUCCUGCUCUCAAUGGGCAGGAACGAUGGCGUAGGCCAGGUGAACGGUUACUACGUGGGACGUCUCUUGGUGACCAUUGCUAAGAGCCGGGACCUGUUUGUCUCCAAGAGCUGGAAGACAAUGGGACAGACAAUGCCCUCUUAAGAGAGGAUCAGUAACAAACCAGCAAGAAUACAGCAACUGGGAGGGGAUCUGGAAUCUGCUCUGCAGCGUGCAGGAAGAAUGGCUCAGAGCACUGCCUGGGGAAAGCUUGCCAAAACCCUUGAAAAGGCUAUGGUAAUCCUGGAACUCGACAGAAUAUAAUGCAGCUUUGUGGCAUCUCCACAGCAGCUUUAAUUAUGUCACUUACAGCACUGUACUUCAGCCACAAGAGCUGGUUAGUUGUGUGCUAAGUGUGAUACAGCAAGCACUUCAUUACAGGUGCUGCUGC
Molecule: messenger RNA, 1516 nt
Organism: Athene cunicularia (burrowing owl)
Lineage: Eukaryota; Metazoa; Chordata; Aves; Strigiformes; Strigidae
Gene: AIFM2
Product: apoptosis inducing factor, mitochondria associated 2
Exons: 9
Coding region: 109-1230 (373 amino acids)
Biological process (GO): apoptotic mitochondrial changes; positive regulation of apoptotic process
Cellular component (GO): cytoplasm; mitochondrion
Molecular function (GO): flavin adenine dinucleotide binding; electron-transferring-flavoprotein dehydrogenase activity
Source: RefSeq, a predicted model, not a curated record